Molecule: messenger RNA, 5558 nt
Organism: Thrips palmi
Lineage: Eukaryota; Metazoa; Arthropoda; Insecta; Thysanoptera; Thripidae
Product: NACHT and WD repeat domain-containing protein 2
Exons: 25
Coding region: 146-5485 (1779 amino acids)
Molecular function (GO): protein binding
Source: RefSeq, a predicted model, not a curated record
GGCAAUAGGGGCAGAGCGCCCCCCUGCAGUCGCUGCAGUUCUCUACGGGCCCCGCCACCAGGCCCACCAGGCCCACCAGGCCCUCCAGGCCACUCGGCCCCACCUGUGACCCCUCACAUGGCCAGCGCCCACCCCAGGCGACGCCAUGGACGACCGCACGGUGGACCUCAUCUUCGCGGGCUCGCUGCAGAGCCUGCCACCGGUCAGCUCCAAGAUCGUGCGCAUCUUCACCAGCUCCACGUUCACAGACACGACGAUGGAGCGGAACACCCUGAUGGCGCAGUGCUACCCUAGGCUCAAGGACUACUGCAGGGAGAAACACGGCCUGGAGUUCCAGGUGGUGGACAUGCGUUGGGGCGUGAGGGACGAGGCCACCGACGAUCACAUGACCACCGAGCUGUGCAUGAGGGAGAUCGCCAACUGCCAGCGGCUGUCCAUGGGGCCCAACUUCGUGGUGUUCCUGGGCCAGAAGUACGGCUACCGGCCCAUCCCGACGUACAUCGUGUCCUCGGAGCUGCAGAUGCUGCGCGACGAGCUGGCCUCCACCGGGACGGACGUGGUGCUGCUCGACACGUGGUACCGCAAGGACAGCAACGCCGUGCCGCCCGUGUCCGUGCUGCAGCCCAUCUCCUCCAUCCUCAUCAACUUCAAUAACAAGCGCAUCCCCAAGCUGCAGCAGCACGACCAGGCCGUCUGGUGGGACACGCUGGGCAAGAUGCAGAAGCUGCUGCGCAAGGCCGCCGCCACACUGUACGCGGCCGGCAAGAUCGACAAGGACAUCAUGCACAACUACUUCAUGUCCGUGACGGAGCGCGAGGUCAUCAACGGCAUCCUCAGCGUCAAGAACACCAAGAACCACUGCCUGGCGUACGUGCGCUACAUCAACAACAUCAACCUGCAGAACCUGAAGAAGGCCUCGCUCUUCCUCGACGUGCUGAACCGCUCCCUGGACACCGAGGCCUCCAAGCUGAUGAGCAACCUGCGCGACGAGAGGCUCACGUCCAAGAUCGAGGCCAGCAACUACCAGAGGUACACAGUGGAGUGGAUCGGGCGCGAGGGCCUGGACACGGAGACGCACGAGGACUACCUGCAGCACUUCAUCACGCACUUCUACCGCAACAUCACCAAGCUGGUGGACCGCGCCAUGCGCAAGGAGGACUCGAGCGCCCAGGGCCAGAUCGUCACGGAGAUCCUGCAGCACCUGCAUGCCUGCAACAACGCAGUCAAGGUGUUCUACGGGCGCGAGCAGGAGCUGGACCGGAUCCAGCGCUACGUGCUGGGCGAGUCGGACAAGCCGCUGGUGCUGUACGGCGAGGGCGGCUGCGGCAAGACCUCCCUGCUGGCCAUGUCGGCCGGCAACACCUCGUCGGGCUGGUUCCCCGGCGCGCGCCCGCUCAGCGUCAUCCGCUUCCUCGGCACCACGCCCGACUCGAGCGCGCUCACGCCCACGCUCAUCUCCAUCUGCCAGCAGAUCUCGUACAACUUCAUGCUGCCCUACGAGGACAUCCCCGACGACCUGGUGCCGCUCACGGCCCACUUCAAGCAUCUGCUGACGUGCGCCUCCAAGGAGCAGCCCCUCAUCGUGUUCCUGGACUCGGUGGACCAGCUGACGGGCGCGCAGGACGCCAACAAGGUCUCCUGGCUGCCCACGCGCCUGCCGCCCAACUGCAAGCUGAUCGUGUCCUGCGCCGCGGAGGCCGACAACGCCGAGGUGUCGCGCGAGUACCACCUGCUGCGUCGCAUGCUGGACGUCGAGGAGCAGUUCAUCGAGGUGACGGCGCUCGGCGAGGACCUCGCCAUGCAGGUCAUCAAGAUGUGGAUGCGGACGGCGUGCCGCGACCUCACCAACUACCAGUGGCGGCUCGUCUCCAACGCCAUCAGCUCGUGCUCGCUGCCCAUCUUCGUGAAGCUCGUCUUCGCCGAGAUCUGCCGGUGGCGGUCCUACACCAAGCCGCAGGACACGCACCUCGCCGCCACCGUCAUGGACUCCAUCAUGAUGCUGUUCGAGAGGAUCGAGAAGCAGCACGGCCGCAUCCUGGUGUUCCACGCGCUGGCCUACAUCACUGCGGCCAAGAGCGGGCUGUCCGAGUCGGAGCUGGAGGACCUCAUCUCGCUGGACGACCGCGUGCUGGACGACGUGUACCAGUACCAUAUGCCGCCCGUGCGCCGCAUCCCGCCGCUGCUGUGGACGCGCAUCCGGAACGACCUGCCCAACUACCUGAGCGAACGCGAGGCCGACGGCGUCAGCGUCAUGAACUGGUACCACAGGCAGUUCCGAGACACGGCCAAGGAGCGCUACUUCAAGAACAUGAACAUGGCCAUGUACUUCCACUCAUCCAUCGCUGACUACUACCUCGGCAUCUGGGGCGGCGGCAACCCCAAGCCGUUCAAGUACACGGAGAUCCAGAGGCACAGGUUCAACCUGACGGACAAGGAGGGCUCCGCCGACCGGAAGGUGCCCGUGCAGCCGCUCGUGUUCUACACCAAGGACGGCAAAGUGUCGCGGUACAACUUGCGCAAGUUCGGCGAGAUGCCGUACCACAUGGUCCGCGCGCGCCGGUUCAAGGACCUCUACGAGCACGUCCUCUUCAACUACGAGUGGCUGCACGCCAAGCUGUCGUCGUGCCCGCUGCAGGCCGUGCUGUCCGACUUCGAGGACGCCUGCAACAACAUCGACGACCGCGACGCCACCAGGGAGCUCCACCUCGUGGCCGACGCCCUGCGCCUGGGCGGCGCCAUCCUCAGCGUCUACCCGGACAUGCUGGCGCCGCAGCUGGUGGGGCGCCUGCUGCCGGAGAUCGGCGUCAACCCCAACGUCAAGAUGCUGCUCAAGGACUGCGACGAGAAGGGGCCCGCGCACUGCGCGCUGCUGCCGCUGUACCACUGCCUGCACACGCCCGGCGGCCCGCUCAAGUACUCCCUGGAGGGACACCAGUUCGCCGUGUUCGCGUUCUGCCUGACGGCCGACCUGCGCUACAUCGUGUCCAUCUCGAACCGCUUCAUCACGUGGGACUUGUCCACCAGCGACAUGACACGCGACGUCAACCCGGGGCUGGAGGGCAUCAUGCAGCAGCUGGUGCUGAGCCCGGACAACCGGUACGCCGCCGCCUACACCAACAACAACCAGUCGGUGCUGCUCAACAUGCUGACGAGCGAGUUCUUCCUGCUGGAGAACGCGCUGCGCGACGAGGAGGCGGUUGUGGGCGUCUUCCUGCUCAACACCAACGUGCUGGUGUACGGCGCGGGGUCGUGGUGCCGCUUCGACAUGCGCGGCGGCUUCCAGGAGAAAGGCAACACCCCAGAGGACCCCAAGACGCGGCCGCUCCUGCUGCUGGACAUGACGUCCCUGGAGGACUACCGCCAGGUCUACUGGAGCGGCUCCCUGGACGACCCGGCCAUGCGGCUGCGCACCAAGCUGCCCACCGGGGAGCUGGAGCCGCUGGACUUCCACAGCGCCAUGGUGCUGACGGCCGACAAGAAGAUCCUCUACUGCUGCACGGAGGAUGGCGUGGCCGCCGUCACCAAGUACAACCUGAACGUGGAGGCGGGCAAGUGGGAGUUCGACCGCCGCCUGCCUUCGGCCCCGGCGGACGAGCGCGAGAGCCUGCUGCAGCUCAAGGUGGCCCCGGCGCACGCGGCCCUGCUGGGCACCACCAGCAACGGCUUCGUCGUGUGGGACUUGUCCAGGGACAUGGUGGCAGAGCAGGACCCCAUGGCGGACCCGCUGGCCGCCGACGAGGAGGAGGACGAGGAGGAAGAGGUGGCCGAGGCCGCGGAGGGCGACCAGGAGGGCGAGGCCCCGGAGGUCAUCCCGAAGAAGCGCUCGCGCCCCGGGCUGCCCAAGGACUCGGCCAUCAUGUUGUGGCUGCCGCACGGCACCAGGAACAUUUCCACGAGGAUGCUGACUUCCAACUCCAUCAUGAUCUCGGCGUCGAGGGACUACGCCGUGGCCGGCGUGCGCAAAAGCCUCUACGUGUGGAGCCUGCGCGACGGGCGCCUGCUCAAGAUCCUGGACGCGCACUUCGGCCGCAUCAUCCAGCUGGAGCCGCUGACGGUGGGCUCGUGGAACUCGGUCGUCACCUCCUCCAUCGACCGCACCGUCAAGGUGUGGAACAUCAACAACAUCUUCGAGCAGGUGCACGUCAUCGACCGCCACGAGCUGCAGAUCGACUCCAUCUGCGUGUGCGGCGCCGCGGGGGUGGCGGUGACGGUGACGCGGGGCUGCGUGGGCGUCUGGGACCUGCGCGUCGGCAAGCUGCUGACGAGGCUAGCCGACUCGCCGCUCGGCGCCAUCGUGACGCACGCCGUCAUCACUCAGGACGGUCGCUUCAUCGUGUCGGCCGAGUCCGGCAACAUCCUGGUGUGGAACCGGCUGACGGAGCAGGUGCUCUUCAAGGAGGAGCAGCAGGGCGUCCGCCAGCUCGACCUGCUCGAGGACGGCACCCGCUUCCUGGCGGUGUCCAGGCCCAGCCCCGCCAACGCCGCGCCCAACGCGGAGCCGUCCAAGGCCACCGCCACGGCCACGGCGCGCGCGCUGCCGAGCGGCGCCCGCGUCUUCUCGUUCGACUGGUCGGUGCGCGUGGCCCCCGGGGCGGCGUGGCGGCCCGCCGUGGUCACGUCCGACGGCCAGCACCUGUGCGUCAUCGCCUCGGACAAGGGCUCCCGCGAGGCCGUCGUCGUGUACUCCGCCAAGAACGGGCAGCUGAUCCACCGCCUGCCGCUCAAGCCCGUGGGCGUCAAGGACGUGCUGCAGCUGGUGCCCAUGCCCAACAAGGGCCACCUGCUGGCCGUCAUGGACCCCGACAAGGGCAGUGUGCUGGACAUCCGCACCAAGCGCCUGGUCCGCGCCAUCCCCAAGUGGGGCGGCUCCUGCACCCGGGACGGCCGCUUCGGCCUGUGCGCGCCGGCCAGGGGCGGCCUGGAGCUGCUGGAGCUCAAGAAGGGCGCCACCGUGAGGACCUUCAUCCCCAAGGUGGCCGAGGGCGUCUUCACCAUCAUCUGCCUGUUCAACAGGACGGACGAGUACGUGCUGUACUACCACAGCGGCAGGAAGACGCUCAGGGUUUUCAAGACGUCGGACGCCAAGAUGAUCGCCAACUACCGCGUGGCGGCCGAGCUGAGCGCCAUCGACUCGACGGACGACGGCUUCUGCAUCGUGCUGGGCACGGUGGACGGCUGCGUGUCCGUCAUGAGCAUCGCCGACCCGGAGAAGCCCGAGAUGGUCAGCUUCCUGGCGGGGAUGCCGUCGAGGGACGAGCAGUGGAAGAAGAAGAUGCGCAAGCAGCGCGCCAAGAGUCGCUUCCGAGCCGCCGCGGCCAUCGCGCGGCUCUGCACGGGCUUCCAGGGCAACGCGGCCGACGAGGAGGCCGAGGACGCGGACGCCGACGCCGAGGCCGCCGAGGACGACGCCGAGGCCAAGGAGCCCGAGGCCGGCACCCCCAUGCUGAAGCGGGAGCUCACCCGGGAGAUGACUGUGGAGGGGUAGUCAGUUCGUACUGUGCGACUGUGUGUGUGUGUGUGUGUGUGUGUGUUGUACGUGGGGAAAGCCGGGGGAGAAG